This is a messenger RNA of Salvelinus namaycush (lake trout), 4501 nucleotides long. Its product is annotated as pleckstrin homology domain-containing family A member 7-like. The record is from RefSeq and is a predicted model, not a curated record. Gene Ontology annotation, molecular function: protein binding. The transcript is spliced from 27 exons. The coding region runs from base 36 to 3986 and encodes 1316 amino acids. Lineage: Eukaryota; Metazoa; Chordata; Actinopteri; Salmoniformes; Salmonidae.
GAAGAGGGAAUGAAAUAGGACUUCAUACCGGGAUCAUGGCGGCGCCGCUCGGGCGGGAGACCUUACCUGAGCACUGGUCCUACGGUGUCUGCGGAGAUGGCAGGGUGUUUUUCGUUCACGAUGAAACGAACACAACUGCUUGGCUCCAUCCGAAAACGGGCGAACCUGUCAAUUCCGGACACAUGAUACGGUCAGAUUUACCUCGAGGAUGGGAAGAGGGUUUCACGAACGAAGGGGCCAGCUACUUCAUAAACCAUAACCAGAGGACCACGACGUUCCGGCACCCCGUGACGGGACAGGAGUCUCAGGAGAACGUUGGUUUUAUCCUCCAAGAACAGCCCGGCGGCCGCAUGUCAAACCCCCAGCAAGCCGACCUGCGGCCCUCCAGCACCAUCAGCGAGGCUUCAACCGCCGUCACCACCUCCACCGUGGACACCACCUCGGGGUCAAAGGGCUCCAGGUCCAGUGGGAGGGUGCACAGUUUUGGGAAGCGAGAGCAGUCCAUCAAGAGGAACCCCGACGUCCCCGUGGUGGUGAGAGGAUGGCUCUACAAACAGGACCGCUCUGGAAUGAGGCUUUGGAAGAGGAAGUGGUUUGUGCUGGCUGACUACUGCCUGUUCUACUAUAAAGACAGCAGGGAGGAGUCAGUCCUGGGUAGUAUUCCUCUACCCAGCUACGUCGUCUCAGCCGUGGAGCCCGAGGACCACAUCAGCCGCAAGUACGCCUUCAAGGCCAACCACACGGGCAUGCGCUCGUACAUUUACAACCGGAGCACUGUGAUUGACUCGCAGGCGGAGCACGGCGGCAUGCGGACGUACUUCUUCAGCGCCGACACGCAGGAGGACGUGAACGGCUGGGUGAAGGCCAUGAACCAGGCGGCGCUGAUGCAGAACCAAACCGACAGCCUCAAGAGGCCGUCGGAAACAUCGGAGAAAUCGGAAAUGCCCAACACGUCAGAACGCAAGGGGGUCCCCCAAACCAACCACGUCAACAACUACACAAAGACCUCACGUGAACCCCGAGCCGACCUCCAUCUCCAUAGCGAUGGAGUGGUCCUCGAACCUGCCGAUAUCCGAGAAACCGAGGAGCGCCGUAGCUUCCGGAACGACACACUCAAUCCCAUCACUUCCAAGAUUCCUUCCCUCGGCGGCGGAAGCGUGGAAAUUGAAAUGGACGCCGUCCCUCCUAGCAGUCUCCCUUCCCUUCCCUCCCUACCUCCAGACUCCGCCUCCGCACCCACAUCCGCGCCCCCCUCCAGGGCGCCAUCACGUGCCCCGUCGCGCGGCGCCUUCACCCUGCCCCCCGGGGCCUGUCUGAGGAACGGAACACCCACUCCAGAACCCAACGGGAUGGGGACGGGGACGUACCAGAGGGCCACGCUGGCCCCACAGGUGGUUGACACUCAAAGGCAGGUGCAGAGGAGGAGCGCCCUGGAGCAGGUGGAGCACUGGGUCAAGGUGCAGAAGGCCGAGCACAAAGGCCCCCCCUCGAGAGGGGGCACCCUCCCCCGUCACAGCCCCCCGACUCAGCCCAAGUUCAUCGGCCUGGAGGCCUACCAGACGCUGCCAAAGACCCCUCGCCGCAGCCCCCCCACCGCCGCGCGCCAAGGGGAGUACAAAUACGCACAGGACCGCCUCAGCCACUUCCGACUCGGACCCUCAGACCCCCAGGGUACCUGCGCCAGGGACGGGGGUGGCAUCGGUGGGCCUGGCACCGUGUGGCAGCUCUACGAGUGGCAGCAGCGCCACCAGUUCCGCCACGGCAGUCCCACCGCCCCCCUCUACACACCUGCCCCGGACUACCCCUUCGGGCCCAGGCCCCCCUCCACGGUGCCCCCUUCGGCCCCGCGACCCAGUUCUGAGGUUCCCCGCUGUGUGUCGGUGCCCCCAGACCCCUCCGACAUCCUCCCACCGGGCCCCCAGAGCUCCAGGGCCCUGUCCCCCCCACGGAGGCCCCACACACCCGUUAACCGGGUGGUGGUAAUGCCCCGGGGGGAGAGAGAUGCACUGGACGUGUCGGUGGCUGGGUCCCCCCGAAGAGCCAAGUCUCAACUACUCAAGGCUGCCACCAUCGAGAGACGGUCCAUGCCUCCCUCCAACUACAUCACACACACGGUCAGCGCUCCCAGCCUUCACGGGAAAACGGUUGACGAUACGUACAUGCAACUGAAGAAAGACCUGGAGUAUCUAGACUUGAAGGUGGUUGGAAGUCAGACAUUGAAAGAAGCAACGAGACCUGUCAGAGUAGCUGAGAGUGACGUGGAUGUUCAACUCAGUCGGUUAUGUGAGCAGGACAAGACCCUGAAGGAUCUGGAGGUCCGGAUCAGCUCACUGAAGGACGAUAAGGACAAGCUGGAGUCGGUGCUGGACGUGUCCCACCAACAGAUGGAGCUGUACAGAGACCAGGCGACCCACCUGGAGAAGAUAGCCUACCAGCAGAGACUCCUACAGGAGGACGUGGUGCACAUCAGGGCCGAGAUCUCCAGCGCGUCCACGGAGAUGGCCCGGGCCUGGGAGGACUACAGCAGGCUGGAGAGCUCUGUGGAGCAGUUGAGGGCCGUGCUACAGGCACACAUGAACCACAGCGCCACCCCUCAGCAGGAGAAAACAGAGAUAAAGCGGGAGCUGUGGAGGAUAGAGGACGUGAUGGCAGGACUGAGCUCCAGCAAAGCAAACUACAAGAUCACAAUCGACUCGGUGCAGAACCCAGAGAGGAAACUAGUGGCUUCAGUGUCGGACCCUGAGGUGCCUUCGCAGAGCGCGACACCCCCCGUAGGGGAGGUUAGGCCCCCUCCUCGCAGCUCCUACACGCUGCCUCACAACCCCGUGCCAAAAUGGGCAGAAGAUGAGGCUCCUCCCAGACCACCCCUGCCCAGCCUCUACGAUUAUGAAGACCCGCCCCCCGCCAUCCCACCCCUCCCCAAAGAGGCGUCGGUGGUAGUACGACACACGUCGGUUCGCGGGCUCAAACGCCAGUCAGACGAGAGGAAGAGAGACCGAGAGAGCGGAGGAUGUGUCAACGGAGACUUUAAAGUGGAGCUGCGGUCAUACCUGAGUGAACCAGAACUGCCAGGGACGGGCCAGAGCAGCACAGGGUCUGAGGGGGGCUACCAGACCCUCCCAAACAAAGGUCUGUCGGGCUCAUCGCCGAGGCUGAACCAGUCCAGUAACAUCUCCUCCUACGUGACCCUGAGGAGAGGGGCGGCCGCCUCUGCAGAGACGGAGAGACCUAAGAGUGCUUUGGAGCAGCUCUACUCCUCUGGCCAGCAGCCCCAGCCUCUGGCCCAGGCCCCCCGGGGCCGCAUGAGCGCAGAGGAGCAGCUGGAGCGCAUGAAGAGGCACCAGAGGGCCCUGGUGCGCGAGCGCAAGAGGAACCUCAGCCAGGGAGAACGCCACUCCAACACUGCUCAUCGUACCUCCUCCACCAGGGCUCUCUCCUCCACUGACCUGGGCUCAUGGAGGCAAGAGCAGGAGGACUUUGAUUUGCAGCUGGAGCAGAAAGCUCAGGUGGAAGAGCGACAGGUUGCCGAGGGCCAGAGCGACGAGGGGCGGAGCGAGCUGAAGGAAAAGAGGAUCCAAUCAGACGAGUGGCUCUCGGUGAUGGCCAUGCCCAUGAUGGCCAUGCCCAUGAGGGAGAUGGACAUGGAGCCCCUCGACUACGACCUGGAUCUCAGUCGUGAGCUUUCCAAGCCCCAAAAGGUGUCUAUCCCAGAGCGCUAUGUGGAGUCAGACCCAGAGGAGCCUCUGAGUCAGGAGGAGAUGGAGGAUCGUCAACGCAGAGCAGAACGCAUCAAGAACAUCCUGGCCAAAUCCAAUUUUCAGAACAUACACCCGUCGUCUGGCGUGUCUGUCCCACUGAACUUCACUGAUUUGGACUUAGCCAUGCGGCAGCAGGAGAGGAUCAUGACUGUGUCCCACGCCUUGGCCUCGGAAGCCUCCGUUAAGAGCAAGCAGUUCACAGCCAAAGCUCAGCUGAGCUCUGACUGACCGUUGACUAACAGACGCCAACAGGACCUCCGUGUGGAUGAAAACUGUGGAGUUCACUGACAAAAGUGAAGUGAUUUUGUAUUAGGCUUUUUAUUAGCGCUAAAACAAGAUGCUUUUUUAAAGAACCAAAAGGAGUUAUUUGAAACUCAGAGCAUUUGAAACCACACUGCGUGUACUUAAUGUUAAGGUUGUUUAUACAUGCUUUUGCACUUUUAUGGCGUGUGUGUAAUUAUUAACACCUACUAGUUUUUGCAAUGGAGAAUAAUUAGCUGUUUUUUUGCAGUGUGGUCUAUUUUCAACAGAAAUUAAGUUCAAAGCAAUGUUUUCUAAGGUUGCAGAUAGGGAUAUUUAUUUUGAGUAAUUAAAGAAGCUUGCACCAAAUGUUACUUUUUGUAGCUCAGCAAUGCAACCUAAUGCUUUGGCCAAUCAACUGUAUUGUGUAAUUUAAAAAGGAAAGAAACCAUACUGGUGUUUUAUUGAAAUAAAGGUUUUAACAAAACACGGUGUCUGUCUUU